AUGUCCCACAGACAAGGUACCGUGGUUGACGCAAAUGGACAAGAUACUGUCUUCUACCAGGGUGCAACUAAGGAGUUAGCUUUGCAAGCUGCAGAUUCCUGUGCACAAGCAUUUGCCGCAUGGUCGAAAACGACCCCGAUAGAGCGCCGGACCUUGCUCUUCAAAUUGGCCGAGGUUCUGCGUGACCAAGCUGAGGAAAUCAAGCUUGUAUGUGAUCGAGAGAUCCAUUGCGGCCUGCAGUGGGCAGACAUAAUCACCAAUGACGCUAUUGGACUGAUUGAAGAGUACGGUGCUCUCACCACCAGUGUCUCCAUUGGUUCAAUGCCAUUUGUGCGGACUGGCCAUGGCCUAGUUUUCAAAGAACCACUUGGAGUAGUUCUUGGAAUCGCCCCCUGGAACGCCCCCAUAAUUUUGGGCCUUCGUGCCGUUGUGGCUCCUAUCGCAGCUGGCAAUGGCUCCGAAUUGAGUCCCCAGACCCACUAUCUCCUCGCCUCGCUCUUCCGAAAAGCUGGCUUUCCCUCCGGCGUCCUAAACUUCCUUUUACAUCGACCUGAAGAUGCGUCCGAGAUUUUCAAUACCCUUAUUAACCAUUCCGCUGUCAAGAAAUGCAAUUUCACCGGAUCCACCCAUGUCGGGCGCAUAAUUGCCUCCCAAGCCGCCUUGGCUCUAAAGCCAGUAUUGUUAGAGCUUGGUGGCAAGAACUUCACAGUAGUCCUCGAUGAUGCGGACUUAGAUCUUGCAGCCGAGGAAAUUACUAGAGGCGCCUUCCUCAAUAACGGUCAGAUUUGCAUGUCAACCGACAAGGUCCUGGUUACCGCAACCGUGGCCCCAGUUCUCGAAGCCAAAAUUCUGGCUAUUUUGGACAGCAUCAGAAGCAUGCCGGUACUCAUCUCCUCGGCAGCCAAGGCUAAGGUAGAGAUGCUCAUCUCCGAUGCGCGUGACAAGGGUGCUCGGAUUCAUACGCCCCCAAUAGUCAAUCACAACGACACGUCAGAUCAAAGCUUCCCUCCUACGGUGGUGACGGGUCUAACCCCCCAAAUGAAGCUGUUUGAGAUCGAGUCUUUUGGCCCAGUGGUGGGAAUCGUGGUCGUGGAAACAGAAGAGCAGAUUAAAUCGAUGAUAAAGGAGGCUAAGUAUGGACUGUCAAGCUCGAUUAUAUCCCGGGAUAUAUGCCGUUCGCUUGAGCUGGCCCAGUCGAUCAAGGCAGGUGCAGUUCACAUAAAUUCUAUGACCGUGCAUGACGAGCCAACCCUGCCUCACGGAGGAUAUGGCGACAGUGGUUGGGGUCGAUUUGGCGCUCACUGGGGGAUGGAGGAGUUUGUCCAGACGAAAGUAGUCACCCUGCAUCCGUAG
Penicillium brasilianum is the source of this 1353-nucleotide messenger RNA. The record is from the annotation of a GenBank genome assembly. Lineage: Eukaryota; Fungi; Ascomycota; Eurotiomycetes; Eurotiales; Aspergillaceae.